CUCUCUCAUCUCUCUCUCUCUAUAUAUAUGUAUAUGGAUAUACACGCAUGGUAUUGAAUCCUUCAUCAGUUUUAACAGCUAUCUUCUCCAAUUCCAAUUUACAUAUCCAUCUUAUUAGUAUCUUUCCCAGCCACAUAAUCUGCACCAUAUACAUAUAUAUGCAUAUAUUUGUAAUCAUAUUGUUCAUGCAUGUCCAGUGCUAGUGCUACCCUCGGCAUAGGGUUGGGGCCGGGUGACACUGCGUACACUACAUUGGGAAAUUAAUUACUUGAUAUCAGUCAUCACUUGAGAUCAAGAUAUAUAUAGGAUGGGAAGAGCACCAUGCUGCGAUGAUAGCGGGGGAAGCUUGAAGAAGGGGCCAUGGACUCCCGAGGAAGACCAGAAGCUGGUAGACUACAUUAAGAGGCAUGGUCACGGGAGUUGGAGGGCCCUCCCCAGGCUUGCUGGCCUCAACAGGUGCGGCAAGAGCUGCCGGCUGCGUUGGACCAACUAUCUCAGGCCCGACAUCAAGAGGGGCAACUUUUCCGAGGAGGAGGAGGAGCUCAUCAUCAACCUCCACCAAGUUCUAGGCAAUAAGUGGUCGGCGAUUGCUGCACACUUACCAGGGCGAACGGACAAUGAGAUAAAGAAUUUCUGGAACACGCAUCUGAAAAAGAAGCUGCUGCAGAUGGGGAUAGACCCUGCGACCCACAGGCCGAGAACUGAUCACGAUCACUUGGUCAGCCAACUGCUGGCAGGCAGCUUUCCAGGGCUGCAGCAGCUGUUUGCCACCGUCGCUAAUUAUAAUUACAAUUACAGUAGCUUGAGCAGCGGUCUCCUGAUGACAUUGAUGAACAGUAACAAUAAUCCAGCGGCAUCAGCAGCAGCACUAGCAGCAACCCUUUGGGCAGCGGACAGUAAUAUAAAUAACAGCAACACGAUCAUGUCGAAACUGCAGCAACAACUGCAAUCCUCUUCAUCAUCAUCAUCAGCGACAGCAACCAAUGAUGCCUACUUCCAGCUCAUGAAACUAAAGCUGCGCUUGCAUGAUGGUUCGCUCAUUCAGCAGCAGCAGCCGCAGCCGCAAGGAGCAAUAGCACAUUCCAGCUUCUCCAAGUCAUCGUCAUCAGUGGACCAUAACUCAUCUCGUUCAUUACCCAAUGAGUAUCUUCAAUACUCCUGCGGUGGUAAGAACUCUGAGCAUGACCAUCAGCUCGAACCAAAAGGAGGAACGGCAGGAUCAGCAGCUGGCUUAGUUAAUAGUAAUAAUGAUCCAUGUCAGCCAUUAUCUCGAACAAAUACAGUAUCCCUGGCAGAAGAGAACAUCAUCCCAACUGCACCUGUAGCUAGUUGUAACAAUUUCCAGGAGCUACUGAUGAAAGAUCGUCAAAAUGAUCAAUUUCUUCUAGGUGAUCUUCAUGAAGAGUCUCCUUCUCUUCCUCCUCGUCCGCCUCAUCAUAAUCAUCUUCCUAUGAGUACUAAUGGUGCCAGCUACCGGCCACUAGCAACAGCACUAUCAUCAUGUGAUGACAGCAGUUUGUUUGCCGAUAUUGAAAAUUCGAUCCCGCCACUUGUAUCAGCUGAACUAAUUAUGGAUCGGAAGGAGAUGAAGAAGAGUACUUGUAAAUCAUCAUCCAAAGACAAAUAUUCCACGGCUGCAGCGUCCUGCACUUCUAAUACAACUUACGAAGGUUGGGGUGAUAUCAUGGCUGAUGACGAUGCCAGUGAUUCCUACUGGAAAGAAUUCAUUGAGUAGCCAAGAACUGUGCAGCCGGGUCCAAUCUCACCCCAGAAAGCAAGCUCUCAGGGACGACCUGCUUCAACGUAACUGACAGUUAAUUUGUAAAUUAGUCAAGCACGUUUUGAUUGAUCGUCAGUAUAGAGCUAGGAGGUAUAUAUGUUAUUGUUUAUACCGGGUGAAAAGCUAUAUGUUUCGAGCACCCAAACGGAAAAAAAUAAAUAAAUUAUCUGUAUCAUUUAUGUUGUUUAAUUA
Molecule: messenger RNA, 1972 nt
Organism: Punica granatum (pomegranate)
Lineage: Eukaryota; Viridiplantae; Streptophyta; Magnoliopsida; Myrtales; Lythraceae
Source: RefSeq, a predicted model, not a curated record